AUGAGUGUCAAUACUUCAUUAUAUAAACCAAAAGAAAAGAAUAAAUCUAUUACAAAAUAUGAUGAAGUAAAAUUAAUUAAAUCAUUUACAAAAAAACAUAGAUCAUUUUGUAAUUCAAAUAAUGCAUGUGAAGUAUUAUUAGCAUCAAUUGAAUCAAGUAAACAAUAUGAAGAUAUAUAUGCAGUAUUUAGUGUUAAUUCUGUUUCUUUAUCAGAAUCACUUGGUUCACCAUCAUUAAGUAUUGUAUAUAUUACACCAGAAUUUACAUCAUUUGAAGUAUUUUGGAGAAUAACAUUAUUAACUGCUAUGUGUUGUUGUACAUUAUUUUUUAUGUAUGUUUUAAGAGGUAUUCCAUUUAAACAAUGGUCAUUAGAACAAAAAUGUACAGUACUUUUUAUGAUUGCAUUAACUAUUUCAAAUAAUGGAUUUUAUUCAUAUGAAUUUAUGAGUGCAAAUGAAUUAUUCCCAUCUAUUAAUGCAAUUUGUGAUUCAAUUAUGUUAUGUUCAUUAUUAUUAUAUGUUUUAGUUGUAAUGGAUGCAUUAAGAAAACCUUUAAGUCAACGUACCUUUAAAUUCUUCUAUUUCCCAAGAUUUUUAAUUGUUUUAUUAAUUGGAUCAUUCUUAGUAAAUCUUUAUUUGUAUAAUGCAGAAAAUAGUGAUCCUGUAAUAGUAAUGAUGAAAGACCCUAUUAAUGCUACAAUGGCAAUAUUAACAGGAUUAUUAUCACUUAUUUAUUUAUUCUGGUUAAUGUUUGCUAUUAUUCGUUCAUUUUCUGAAGCUCGUAAAUUAGGUGAAAAAGGACAAAGAAUUAAAAUGUAUGGAACAUUUACUAUUAUUGCUAUUUUCAUCUUCUUUGUUCUUUUGUUAUCAGAUUAUUUCAUUGGAUAUCGUUCAAAUGCUGCUGUUUAUUUGACAUUGAUUGCAUAUGUUAAUAUUUAUGCUGUUGUUUUAAUGAUUUUCUAUCUUCCAUCUACUAAAAAUCAAAAUGAAUGGAAUAACCGUAGAAGAGAAAUCGUACUUGAUGAUGUUAAAGUAACACAAUAUGAUGAUGAUGAUAAUGAAUUGGUUGUUGAAGAAAAUAAUGAAAAAAAUGAAGCAGAAAUACUUAUUGCAGCUACAAAUGAAGAACAAACUGGAGAUAUUGACUCAAAGAAAAUUGAAUUAUAA
This is a messenger RNA of Entamoeba nuttalli P19, 1167 nucleotides long. RefSeq lists its product as hypothetical. The record is from RefSeq and is a predicted model, not a curated record. NCBI's taxonomy places the organism in Eukaryota, Evosea, Mastigamoebida, Endamoebidae. The transcript has a single exon. Gene Ontology annotation, molecular function: toxic substance binding. The coding region runs from base 1 to 1167 and encodes 388 amino acids.